This is a messenger RNA of Myotis davidii, 738 nucleotides long. Its product is annotated as poly [ADP-ribose] polymerase 14. Gene Ontology annotation, biological process: negative regulation of gene expression. NCBI's taxonomy places the organism in Eukaryota, Metazoa, Chordata, Mammalia, Chiroptera, Vespertilionidae. The transcript has 3 exons. The coding region runs from base 1 to 645 and encodes 214 amino acids. Gene Ontology annotation, molecular function: transcription corepressor activity; NAD+ poly-ADP-ribosyltransferase activity. The record is from RefSeq and is a predicted model, not a curated record. Gene Ontology annotation, cellular component: nucleus; cytoplasm.
AUGAGGCUUCCUGCAUGCAGAGUGUCCUCAAAUGUCUACUUUGCAGUUGAGAUCCCUAGUCACUGGAGUGAUAUGAAGCAGCAGCGUGUCUCUCUAGUUGAGCUACAGCCUGGCCAACCAGAAUACAGCAAAGUGGCAGAUGCCUUCAAUGAGACCUGUUCACAAUUCAAGAGAGAGAAGAUUGAGAGAAUCCAGAAUCCAAGUCUCUGGCAGUUCUACCAGACAAAGAAAAAAACCAUGGAUGAAAAGAAUGGCCAUAUACAAAAUGAGCGGCUGCUCUUCCAUGGGACAGAUGCUGACUCCUUGCCACAUGUCAAUCAACAUGGCUUUAACCGCAGUUAUGCAGGAAAGAAUGCGACGAACUAUGGAAAGGGAACCUACUUUGCUGUCAAUGCCAAUUAUUCUGCCCAUGAUACUUACUCCAGACCAGACGCAAAUGGGAAAAAGCAUAUGUAUUAUGUGCGUGUCCUCACUGGAUUGUACGCACUUGGAAAUACUUCAUUACUUGUGCCUCCUGCAAAGAAUUCUCAAAAUCCUCUUGACCUGUAUGAUACUGUCACAGAUAGAGUGAGCACUCCAACUUUAUUUGUGGUAUUUUAUGACUACCAGGCUUACCCAGAAUACCUCAUUACUUUUAAAAAAUAACAUUUUGGUAUCCUGCACAGAAGACAUUAUUUAUCUACACAAGUGAUUUUCAACCUUUUUCAUCUCCUGGCACACAUAAACUAAUUGCUAAAA